Molecule: messenger RNA, 2430 nt
Organism: Phalaenopsis equestris
Lineage: Eukaryota; Viridiplantae; Streptophyta; Magnoliopsida; Asparagales; Orchidaceae
Product: scarecrow-like protein 9
Exons: 2
Coding region: 225-2360 (711 amino acids)
Biological process (GO): regulation of DNA-templated transcription
Cellular component (GO): nucleus
Molecular function (GO): DNA-binding transcription factor activity; sequence-specific DNA binding
Source: RefSeq, a predicted model, not a curated record
UAUCAGAGGAGUCUGGAUGCAAUUUUUCCAUCGGAAGACCAUAAAUUCGCUUCGCUAUCUGGACAUCUUCCAGGAAGCUUCAUCAUCUUGAAGAGAAAAACCCCAAUAAGACCCGUAAAAUUUCACUGGAGCAGAGAAGGAGCUCUCAAGAGUUUUGGCGAUGCCCUGAUGAUUCACACAGUUUGCCGUCGAUCAAUAGCCCUCAAGCGGUUGUGAUGAACUGAAUGGUAUUUUUCCGUUUGUUAGAUAUGUUGAAGAAUCAAACAGUUCCUAAUGGUGCAGACGAUGAUAUCAAUUACAUCGAUUUUCUUGCUCAUGAACAUAUUUCAAGUCCGAAUUUGGGAGAACAGCCACUUUUCGAUGAGCAAAAUUAUGUUUCCGACCUCCCGAAUUCGACUUCACAUAGCCAUGAAGGGGACACGGAUGAAAACUCUGAGAUCUUCUCUCAUUUGGUCCUGGACUUCAUCAACCAGAUGCUCAUGGAGGAGGACAUGGAUGACAAGUUGGAUUUGCUUGAGAGUCAUCCAGCCCUCGAGGCCACCGAGAGGCCCUUUUACGACAUCAUCGGGGAAAAGUACCCUCCAGAUCGGUCACUUCUCUACUCGAGUCCCAGCUCGGGGAGCUCAGGUGGCCAGCAUUACAAUAGCAACUGCAUUGCUGGCGCCAACGAUUUCACAGACAAUGAUCCCUCCUACGCUGAAUUUUCAGAGUUUCUUCACUCCCAUUUAAGUUUUACCCAAUCCUCAGUCAACUCAAUAUACGAUGACGCUGGUCUUCAGUUUGGAUUGGAUGAUCUCUCAAACCUGUUCUUCGAAGAAAACCCAGCUUCCCACUUUGAAAAAGGACCAAAGGAAGCAGACAAGUUCUUUCCCAGCAAAGAUAAGCUUUUUGUGAAGGUUAGCGCAGAGGAUUCUGCCUGCACUAAGGUAAAUGCCAAGGAUGGAACAGGUCGGCGGCUUAAAAGCCGACACCACGAUGAUGGUUUUGAUAUGAAAGAGCAAAGGAGCGCCAAACAAUCUGCAGUAUCAUUCGAAGAACCACCCGUCUCCCCUGAGAUGUUGGACAGGGUUCUCCUAAGCACCGCUGAGAAUUUUCCAAAAGUUGUAAGAUCUAUUAGAGAAGCAAUAAAGAACGAAGCGGCAAGCAAGAACUCCUCAGAAAUCGCCGAGCCUAGAAAGUAUGGAGAAAGCCAAAAUUUCAGAAAGAAGAAACAACCCAACAAGGAGGUGGUGGAUUUUCAAGUCCUUCUCAUGGACUGUGCACAGACGGUGGCUUCCGGCGACCAUAAAACAGCUCACGAAUUACUUAAACAAAUACGGCAUCAUUCUUCUCCUCAUGGGGACGCUUCUCAGCGCGUAGCUCACUACUUUUGCAAUGGACUCGAAGCUCGCUUGGCCGGAACUGGAAGUGAACUCUACCAAUCCAUGGCUUCAGUGCGGAGGACAUUAGCUGAUGUGCUGAAAGGUUACCAGCUUUAUCUCUCAGCAUGCCCCUUCAAGCAGGUCUCCUACAACUUCUCAAACCAGACAAUUUUGGACGCAAUCAAAAGCUCAACCAGAGUCCACAUCCUGGACAUCGGAACAUUCCUUGGCUUCCAAUGGCCGGCCUUCUUGAAGAUGUUAUCCUCCCGCAAUGGGGGGCCGCCGAAGCUCCGCAUCACCGCCGUUGACAAGCCCAUGCCAGGAUUUCGUCCAGCAGAAUUGAUAGAGGAGACUGGCCGCCGGAUUGCCUGUUAUGCUGAGAGAUUUGGCGUCCCUUUUGAAUACCAAGCGGUGGCGUCAAAGCUCGAUGAGUUGAAGGUUGAGGACCUACACCUCGACGAGGAAGAAAUUCUUGUGGUCAACUGUCUGUUCCAGCUACAUUCUCUGGGCGACGAGACCAUGGGUGUGGAUUGCUCAAGAGAUAAGUUCCUAAGGACCAUAAGAAAGUUCAAUCCAGCUUUGUUUAUAAGCGCUACUGGGAAUGGGAGCUAUGGAGCACCAUUCUUUUUGACGAGGUUUCGUGAAGCUCUAUACCAUUUCUCAGCCAUAUUUGAUAUGAUAGAGAUGACGGCGCCGAGGGAGAACGAACAGAGGUUGCUCGUGGAGAGGGAUCUCUACGCAAGAGACGCGAUCAAUGUUAUUGCUUGCGAAGGGAUGGAGAGGACUGAGUUGCCGGAGACAUACAAGCAGUAUCAAAUGAGAUUUUUGAGAGCUGGUUUCCAGCAACUGCCUAUCAACAAGAAGCAUGCGAACAAGGUGAAGGACGGGGUAAAAACUUAUUACCAUAAGGAUUUCAGUAUUGAUGUUGAUGACCAAUGGCUGCUUCAGGGUUGGAGAGGGCGUAUCUUCAUUGCUCUAUCUACUUGGAAGCCAAGGUAGGGGAAUUUCGCUAAAUUGGGGCAUUUACAUACAAUCAACCUAAAUCCUAUGUAUUUACCUAUCUGACACC